Trichomycterus rosablanca is the source of this 1821-nucleotide messenger RNA. It is a transcript of the gene rsrc2, whose product is annotated as arginine/serine-rich coiled-coil 2. The record is from RefSeq and is a predicted model, not a curated record. Bases 373 to 1431 code for a protein of 352 amino acids. The transcript has 8 exons. NCBI's taxonomy places the organism in Eukaryota, Metazoa, Chordata, Actinopteri, Siluriformes, Trichomycteridae.
CGUUUCACUCAGAUAGGUUAAGUUGAUAUGGUCACAUAAGUUGAGUGUGUCAGCUAGAAUUUCUAGCGUUAGGAUUCGGGGUAAGUAUGCAGGAUUAAAGCAGCAGUAAUGAUAUAAAUGCCAGAUGAAAUAUUUGGUCAUUAGUGAGAGUUUCAGUAGCUAUUAUGGGGUAUUUGAUCUCUCUCACAUGUCAGAUGUGUGAAAUUAGAGAUUAGAGAGUGAAGUAGCGCAGGGAAUGUGUGGGAUAUUUUUUUUGGUAAAAUCCUGUACUUAGAUCACAUGAUAACAUCUUUAUAACGAAUUACACUCAGCGUGCUAAUGCACGAAGAGACACUCUGAACUGAAGACGCUGCUGACAGAUAGCAAAAUAAUAUGCCUACAUCUGGACAGGCGCGGCGGAAGGACUCGCACAAGAGCGUCAGGUCGCACAGCUCGGACCGCGAGAGGUUCUCCGACGACAGCGCUGAAGAGCGGCACCGCAAAAAACACAAGAAGUCUUCACGAGGAAGAAGCAGGUCGCGCUCCAAGGAAAGAAAGCGUCGGAGUCGGGAGAGACGAAGAUCUCUGUCACACAGCCGCGAGAAGAGAUCGAGGAGCCGCGAAAAGAAGAGACGACCCAAGUCCCGGUCCAGAUCACGAUCCAAACACAAACAGAAGAGUAAAAGUCGCAGCAAAAGCAGAGAGAAGAAAAAGAAAGCUGAGAAGGUGAAGAAGACGAGUCGCAGUGUUUCUUUAAGCCCGGUGGUUUUCAGAGGCAGGAACACAGCCAUGGAUGCACAAGAGGCUCUGGCCAGGAGGUUGGAAAGAGCCAAAAAACUUCAGGAACAGAGAGAGAAAGAGCUGCUGGAGAAGCACCAACUGCAGCAGCAUGAUAUAGCAGCAGCUGCGGCGGUAGCGGCCCCUCUGCUCUGCGACAGCCCCCCGGGUUCGGCCUCCAGCCCGGCCCUCGACGUGGCGGCGCUGCUGGCGUCGGGCACGCAGGUCACGCCCCAGAUCGCCAUGGCGGCCCAGAUGGCGGCGCUGCAGGCCAAGACGCAGGCGGAGACGGGCAUCGCCGUGCCCAGCUACUACAACCCCUCGGCCGUCAACCCGUCCAAGUUCGCCGAGCAGGAGAAGAAGAGGAAGCUGCUGUGGCAGGGCAAGAAGGAAGGAGACAACAAGUCCCAGACCGCCGAACUUUGGGAGAAGCUGAAUUUCGGCAACAAGGACCAAAACGUCAAGUUCCGCAAGCUGAUGGGCAUCAAAGCCGACGAGGUGAAAGCCCCGGGCAACCUGAACGAGGACGGACUGAAGACGCUGCAGCAGCAGGAGGAGAUGUUCCGGAACCUGGACGUCCAGUACGAGAUGGCGCGCUCCCAGACCCACACGCAGAGAGGCAUGGGGCUGGGGUUUUCCUCCUCGUUCUCCUCACGGGGGAUGGACGCCGUCUGAUUCCGCAGCCUCCCUCCCUCCCGGGUCCCGAUUUUAACUCGCCCGUGCGUUACAUUGCAUCAUGUCGGUUUGCAAAUGUAAUUUAUUGGAAUACCAGUUUUGUCUCGGAACAAUCCGGAUCCUGUAAAUACGAGUGACUUGUUUUUUUUUUUUUUUUUAAGGAUGUGCUGGGUCUCUAAAAGUAAAUGCAACGAAGGUGUGACGUGGUGUCGCACAGCUUUAUAAGAGAUUUGGACAUUAAAGACGUUAGGAUGACGUAAACCUGUGGGUUUUUUCUUCCUGACUUAACGUUGUUUAUAUAAAGAAACCGCUGCAUCGAAACGGUCUGGCAGAGAACCACGUGUGCGCCAAGCUGUUGUACCCGCUCACAUUAAAUCUGUCAGGCCAGAA